Molecule: messenger RNA, 825 nt
Organism: Caenorhabditis briggsae
Lineage: Eukaryota; Metazoa; Nematoda; Chromadorea; Rhabditida; Rhabditidae
Exons: 3
Coding region: 1-825 (274 amino acids)
Source: RefSeq, a predicted model, not a curated record
AUGUCAAACGUGGUUUGUCCACGAGAAUUUUUAGGUCUUGUCCACCCAAAGAGCAAAAUGGAAUCACUUUCCAAAUCAUCCAAAAUGAAUGGUGGAUUUCUCGAUUGGAUCGACACCCGAAUUCAUGAUAAGAAACACUUUACUGCUCGCUAUUUGGCUCAUUUAUCUGAAAUAUCUGGAAUGCAAUCGGACACAAUUGCCAAGGUUCUCGGCACUGUUUUAUUCCUAAUUUUGACUUUUUGUGAUCAGGCUCACUUCUUUGCCAACUCGAUUCUUAUUGGAGUCCCACUGCUUCUUGUUUUCUAUUAUCCAGAAGAGAAACCGGCUGAUGAAUCAUUGUACAUCUACUUUCCAACUUUCGGGGGAAUUACACUUUUCGAUAAAAAUCUAGAAAAUAUUCCAUGUUAUUAUGUGUUCAAAUUGGUUCUGUUUCUGUUGUUCUACGUUCCACCAUACUCUCUGAACAAACGUAUUUUUGAGCUCCUCAGUAAGGAUGUAGGAGUAGAAAAUACGAUCCAAAAUGGUUCUAGUCAGAAGCACUCAGUUCAGAAACUAACAGAAAAAUCUACGAAAACAGCGGUUUCAAGAAAACCAACUUCCAAAAGUGUGAUGACUGAUGUGACUCAGCUCACAGCCACCCCAUCUCCCCUCUAUGUUCAAUCGAUUCCGAAGAAUUCAGAUGUAAAAGUUACAAUAAUUGAGGAAUAUUAUCGAGAAGAAGAACUACUUUCUCCAAAUGGAACAGUUAUUGAUCGUGUUGUCAGUGGACCAUUUCGGAAGGAAACGACAAGAAUCGAAAACAAAAACAACAAGAAUAUUCAGUAA